Tarenaya hassleriana is the source of this 2089-nucleotide messenger RNA. Its product is annotated as phosphoinositide phospholipase C 2-like. Bases 122 to 1873 code for a protein of 583 amino acids. The record is from RefSeq and is a predicted model, not a curated record. The transcript is spliced from 9 exons. Gene Ontology annotation, biological process: lipid metabolic process; phosphatidylinositol-mediated signaling. Lineage: Eukaryota; Viridiplantae; Streptophyta; Magnoliopsida; Brassicales; Cleomaceae. Gene Ontology annotation, molecular function: phosphatidylinositol-4,5-bisphosphate phospholipase C activity.
AUUUAUGGAAAAACCCAGACGAUUCGAACAACCAACUAGAACUAGGGUAUAUUUUGUUCAUCGGAUCGAAUCCAGGAACCCUACACUUUCCCUAUAAUUCCCUCCCCUUCGAAUCGCAUCCAUGUCGAAGCAGACGUACAGAGUGUGUUUCUGCUUCCAGCGGAGAUUCCGGCAUGCUGUGUCGGAGGCGCCGAGGGAGAUCAAAGAGCUCUUCCAAAAGUACUCGGAGAAUGGCGUGAUGACCGUCGAUCAUCUCCAUCGAUUUCUGAUCGAAGUUCAGACGGAGGAUAAAGCUACGAGUGAUGACGCCCAGGCGAUUAUCAACGCCUCAUCGUCUCUUCUUCAUCGGACUGGUCUCCAUCUCGAUGCCUUCUUCAAGUACCUUUUUGGCGACAACAACGUUCCUCUCUCUCCAAGUGGGGUUCAUCAAGAUAUGACUGCUCCUUUGUCACAUUAUUACAUAUUCACUGGCCAUAACUCAUACCUUACCGGUAAUCAGUUGAGUAGCGACUGCAGCGAGGUUCCUAUCAUACAAGCACUGCAGAAAGGUGUCAGAGUGAUUGAAUUGGAUAUAUGGCCGAAUUCCAACAAAGACGAUAUCCAUGUUCUUCACGGAAGGACACUCACUACACCUGUGGAGCUGAUCAAAUGCCUUAGAGCUAUUAAAGCUCAUGCCUUUGACGCAUCUGAGUAUCCCGUUGUUGUCACCCUUGAAGAUCAUCUUACCCCAGAACUUCAGGCUAAAGUAGCCGAGAUGGUGACCCAGACAUUUGGCGAUAUCCUGUUUACUCCUCCUGCCGGGGAAUGUUUGAAGGAGUUCCCCUCUCCAGAGUCGUUGAAAAAACGGAUUAUCAUCUCAACCAAACCACCGAAAGAGUACAAGGAAGGAACAGAUGAGGAUGGUGAGAAAAAGGGUAAGACCUUGGGUGAUGAAGAAGCUUGGGGGAGAGAAGUUCCGAGCUUUAUUCAGAGGAACGGAAAUGAUGACAAGGAUGAUUUGGACGGAGAUGAGGACGACGAUGAUGAUGAUGAUGAAGGAGGCAACAAAUCUAAGAAGCACAUGCCGCCUCAGUAUAAGCAUUUGAUUGCAGUCCAGGCGGGGAAACCCAAAGGUGGAAUAGUUGAAUGUCUAAAGGUGGACCCUGACAAAGUGAGACGGCUAAGCUUGAGUGAAGAACAGCUCGAGAAUGCAGCAGUAAAACAUGGGAAAGAAAUAGUGAGGUUUACUCAGCGGAAUUUGCUUCGCAUUUACCCCAAGGGGGUACGAGUUGACUCAUCAAAUUAUAAUCCAUUCGUAGGCUGGAGCCACGGUGCUCAAAUGGUGGCUUUCAAUAUGCAGGGACAUGGAAGGUCAUUGUGGGUAAUGCAAGGAAUGUAUAGAGCCAAUGGUGGAUGCGGAUAUGUAAAGAAGCCCCAUAUCCUUCUGAAAUCCAGCCCUAACAACGAUGUCUUUGAUCCCAAAGCUACUUUACCUCAAAAAACGACGCUGAGGGUAACUGUAUACAUGGGAGAAGGUUGGUACUAUGACUUCCGCCACACCCACUUCGAUCAAUACUCCCCUCCGGACUUCUACACAAGGGUGGGGAUAGCCGGAGUUCCAGCCGAUUCGGUAAUGAAGAAGACGAAAACCCUCGAGGACAACUGGAUACCUUCUUGGGACGAGGCGUUCGAGUUUCCACUCACCGUUCCAGAACUCGCUCUUCUGCGUAUAGAAGUGCACGAAUACGACAUGUCCGAGAAAGACGAUUUCGGAGGCCAAACAUGCUUGCCGGUUUGGGAGCUGAGGCAAGGAAUACGUGCCGUUCCUCUCCAUAACCGCAAAGGCGAGAAGUACAAAUCUGUCAAGCUCCUUAUGAGGUUCGAGUUUGUCUGAGAAGAUCCAUCUUUAAGGUCCGAACCAGUGGGAGUAAUUACAGAUAUAUAUAUAUUAUGUAUAUGUGCUGAAGAGCAGAGAAUGUGGUCGUAUUACCACUUUUACAUGGUGUGUUGUUUGUAUUGUUAUUAUUACGAAUGAUGGGGGAUAAUGAAAUAUGAUAUUCCAUGUGUACAUAUAAGCUUUGUGUAGGGGUAAUAAAUUAGUAAUAAUCUU